Molecule: messenger RNA, 450 nt
Organism: Aspergillus tubingensis
Lineage: Eukaryota; Fungi; Ascomycota; Eurotiomycetes; Eurotiales; Aspergillaceae
Gene: caM
Product: calmodulin
Exons: 6
Coding region: 1-450 (149 amino acids)
Biological process (GO): spindle pole body organization
Cellular component (GO): central plaque of spindle pole body
Molecular function (GO): calcium ion binding; enzyme regulator activity
Source: RefSeq, a predicted model, not a curated record
AUGGCCGACUCUCUGACCGAAGAGCAAGUUUCUGAGUACAAGGAGGCCUUCUCCCUCUUUGACAAGGAUGGCGAUGGCCAGAUCACCACCAAGGAGCUCGGCACUGUGAUGCGCUCCCUCGGCCAGAACCCCUCCGAGUCUGAGCUUCAGGACAUGAUCAACGAGGUUGACGCUGACAACAACGGAACGAUCGACUUCCCCGAAUUCCUUACCAUGAUGGCUCGUAAGAUGAAGGACACCGACUCCGAGGAGGAAAUCCGCGAGGCUUUCAAGGUCUUCGACCGCGACAACAAUGGUUUCAUCUCCGCCGCGGAGUUGCGCCACGUCAUGACCUCCAUUGGCGAGAAGCUCACUGACGACGAAGUCGAUGAGAUGAUCCGUGAGGCUGACCAGGACGGUGAUGGCCGCAUCGACUACAACGAGUUCGUCCAGCUCAUGAUGCAAAAAUAA